AUGUCCAUAAACAAGCAGACAAAGGCGUACAAGAGGAAGGCUACCAUGAAUGGAAAGCGUGAAGUUCAACCUGAAAUUAGAGGUGACUCUCAGGCUAGGAACCAACUAGCAAAUCAACCUAAUUUAACUCCUAAAAAGGAAAAGAAAACUCUCAAAGGUAAAUCAUUGAAGAAGCACCUUCGUGCUGCAGAACUAUAUGGUAAAAAAAAGCAACCACGUACAUACACCGAAAAAGAGCUGGAUAUUCCGAAACUAAACAAAGCCAUCAAUCCAGGUAAUAUUGUUAAAAAGGGUAAAAAGGGGAAAAAGUUUAUAUCUGAUACCGAUAGCAUAACUCUACAGAGAAUAGUGAAACAAGUUAACGACGAAAGAGAUUUAGUGAACGAAAGUAAAUUGGAGAAGAGUAGACGUCUAGAAGAAAUACGGGAACUCAGAAGAAAGGAAAUGGAGAUGAGAGAGGAAGAAAAGAAGGAAAAACUAGAGAGUGCCAAAUCGUCGAUCAAGGAAAAGGCAAGUUUAGCAAGAUCCGCAAGACGUAAAAGUGCCAAGGAUGCCAAGAAGGAAAUCAAUAAACAAGCCACUUCUGUUGUUAAGAAAAAGAGUGUGUCCUUUGCCUAG
Molecule: messenger RNA, 618 nt
Organism: Pichia kudriavzevii
Lineage: Eukaryota; Fungi; Ascomycota; Pichiomycetes; Pichiales; Pichiaceae
Exons: 1
Coding region: 1-618 (205 amino acids)
Biological process (GO): intracellular mRNA localization; ribosomal large subunit biogenesis
Cellular component (GO): preribosome, large subunit precursor; nucleolus
Molecular function (GO): mRNA binding
Source: RefSeq, a predicted model, not a curated record